GCGACCGUUAUUUGUACUAUUUUAUCUCGCGCCAGUGUACGAUCAAAGCGACGGGCGGUGUGCGAUCAGCUGACGGUGAUUUAACAGAAUGAAUGAAAUUUAAAGCCUGUUGCAUUCUGCAAUCAAGAGUGUUGGGGGUCUGGAGUCACGGGGCAGUUGGUGUGAAAUGGAGUUCCUUCAUUUAUCACUUCUCAUCUGGCUUUGAAUCUGCUCAUUCACGACUCUUGAGUGAAGUGGCGCGGCGAGAGGGAGGAGUUAACCAGCGUCUGACACAGUUUUGCGGCAGAUAUGAGUGGAAUCCUGAAGAGAAAGUUUGAGGAGGUGGAGGGGGCAUCGCCCUGCUCGUCGCUGAGGGAGUCUGAGGAAGAGGAGAUAUCGAGCACUGAGAGUGGAGACAGCAGUGACAGCGUCAACCCGUCGGCCUCACACUUCAGCCAUUCUUCAUCAGCAGCAUCCUCAUCACACACACUGCAGCGCACUGCAUCCUCCAUCCUGAAGCGCGAGAAGCGGAUGAGGACGAGGCGUGUGCACUUUGAGAAGGUGACGGUGUAUUACUUCAGCCGCAGACAGGGCUUUACCAGUGUGCCCAGUCAGGGUGGCAGUACUCUGGGCAUGUCCAGCAGACACAGCUGCAUCAGACAGUUCACACUGGGCGAGUUCGCCAUGGAGCAGGAGAGGAUCCACAGGGACAUGCUCCGAGACCACCUUAAAGAGGAGAAACUCAACUCUAUACGAGUCCGGUUGACGAAGAACGGUUCUGUAGAGUCGGAGGAGGCGAAUGCACUGACGCUGGACGAUAUCUCUGAUGAUGACCUGGACAUUGACAACACUGAGGUGGACGAAUACUUCUUCCUGCAGCCUCUGACCACCAAGAAGCGUCGCGCUCUACUGCGCUCAUCUGGUGUUAAGAAGAUCGAUGUGGAGGAGAAACACGAGCUGCGAGCCAUCAGGGUGUCCAGAGAGGACUGUGGCUGCGACUGCCGACUCUUCUGCGACCCCGAGACCUGCACAUGCAGUCUCAACGGCAUCAAGUGUCAGGUGGACCGAAUGUCAUUCCCAUGCGGUUGCACAAAAGAGGGCUGCAGCAACGCAGCUGGUCGGAUAGAGUUUAACCCCAUCCGGGUCCGGACACAUUUCCUGCACACCAUCAUGAAGCUUGAACUUGAAAAGAGCCGAGAACAGCAGCAGAAUUCCGGCACUGCGGUCACUGCAACUGGCAACGGUUUCCACAGUGACCCGAAUGGUCACUGCAGCCCACUGGCGAUGGGCCAGCAUGCACUGGAAUACGCAAUCCCCAAUUCCGUUCCAUCGAGCACUGUCAUGCACCUGCAGGCUGGCGAUGACAUGGAUGAGGCCUUGGAUGAGGAAGAGGAGGAAGAAGAGGAUGACGAGGAUGAGGAGGAGGAGGACGAUGAUGAUGAAGAUGAUGAAGACGAGGAUGAGAGCAGCAGUCUAUGUAGUCUGUCCGACUCAAGCACGCAGAGUUUGGCAAACAGCGACUCUGAGGAGGAGGAAGAUGAUGAAGAUGAAGUCAACACGGAUGAAUUCGAUGCUCAACUGCCGACUAUGCCAACGCCAUGUAAUGAGGUGGCUACACCCUCUGUGAUGUGUUACCCAGAGAAUACGGUCUCAUCGGACAACCAAACUAAUGGCAAUUCCUACUACAUUAGCUCCACGGCGGAGUACUAUCAGUUGGAAAAUGCUGCACCACUUUUAACCACCACCAACCACGCUAGUGACACCUACAUAGGGGACUCAGUUUCCUAUCAAGACAGGGUUAAUGACUCAAGUAGGGUCAUAUCUCAGGGUCCCUUUAAUGUGACCACUGACCAGUACACGGACUACUCCCAACACCCCGAACAGCCAUACACCAAUCACCACUUCACCCUCGCCAAUGGAUCGACGGCUGUGAUUGGCCGUUGUGCUCCAGAAGCGGAUAAAAGCGUCCAAUCCAAAGGGCCCUUCCUCAGCCAAUCAGAAGAGCUGAGCCAGAUGAAAUUUCAAAACUAUCUGAACAACAACAAUAUGCAGGACGGCUACACCGCCAAUGGGAACUGUUACAUAGCUGAACAGCCAAAAGAGAUGCCUCACAAUCUGCCUGACAUUUCGCUAAAGGACAACACGAAAGGACCAACUAUACUGGAUGCUUUCGCAGAGCCUACCCCAGUUUAAGUUUGAGCCGUUUGAUUCAAGGAGUGGUGAGAUUAUAAAAGUAGCCUUUGAUUCUGCACACCGUUGUUUCAGUUCGUCUAACAUUGGCGGGACGGGUCCAUAAAUAUGUAUUUUUACUGGAAUUAAAACAAAACCAAAAAACGGUAUAAGCGGCAAAAUCAGAUUGUAUAACAGAAAUGAUAAGCUUUGGGGCCAAAAUAUACUCUCUGCAAAUAUGUGAAUGCAGACAAUUCUAUUGUGCUCCGAAAUGCAUCGGAGCGCAAUUCAUAAUGCAAUGCAAGUAUUAAUUUUAUUCUUAGCGCUGCCACAAAGGACGCUAUACUGUAGUUGGCGUUAGCAUAAACCGCCUUUACCGUCAGUUUGCCAUUUCAUUUCAACUACCAUCAUGUCAAGCAACGGUUUGAAGAGAAACUUGCUAAACCAAUGAGUUAAACUUUUGCCAUGUUUAAAGCUAACUAGCUAAUAAUAAUGCAUCUUUGUUGCCAUCAAAAAAGAAAAGAAAAAAGAAAUGCAAUCAGAUUGCAAUUCAUAACAUGCAGCAAAAAUGCAUUGUAUUCUUAGAGCUGCCACGAGGGACACUAUAAUGUAGUUGGCAUUAGCAUAAACUUAUUUUACCGUCAGUUUUCUAUUUCAUGUCAACUACCAUCAUGUCAAAGCAACGGUUUGAAGAGAAUCUUGCUAAACAAAUUAGUUACAUUUUCGCCAUGUUUAUAGCUAGCUAGCUAAUAAUAAAGCAUCUAGUUUAAAGGCACAGACAUUUUAAGCUAACUCUGUUACUGUCAAGAAAAAAGAAAUGCAAUCAGAGUGCAAUUCAUAACGCAAUGCAAAAAUGCAUUGUAUUCUUAGUACUGCCACAAGGGGCACUAUACUGUAGUUUGCAUUAGCAUAAACUGUCUUAUUUUACCAUCAGUUUGCUAUUACAUUUCAACUACCAUCAUUUCGAAGCAACGGCUUGAAGAGAAUCUUGCUCAUCAAAUUAGUUAAACUGUCGCCAUGUUUAUAGCUAGCUAUCUAGCUAAUAAUAACGCAUCUAAAAGGCACAAACAUUUUCAGCUAACUCUUUGUUAACGUCAAAAACUCAAACAGGGACAGUGCACUUGCAAAGCUGGCAUAGAAUUCGUGUCUACGUAUUUGCGUAAAGUAUAUUUCUGGCCUCACGCUAACGCAGUGUUCUUGUAAUUUCAAAAGUUCUAGUUUUGAGCAGAAAUGUGGAUAGAACUUUUCUAUGUAUCUGUGUCAGUGUUGCAAAAAAGAAAACAGAAAAAAGAAAUUGUUGCUGUUCGUGUUCUGAAGUAAGUGUAUAUCUAAAUGGUUAAUAAAAGCAUGUUUUUUUAGCGUUCAUCGCUGGUUUAUGGUUUAGUAGUUCAAUGUACUGUAAAAGAGAAAAUACUGUUAAGAUUUCGUACACAUAUAUCAUGCUUUUCAAGAGUUAGUAAAAGCAUGAAAAUGGCUCUUAAAAGAUGUGCUGGUCAUUUGCCUUUCGCUAACAAAACCAAAAUCAUCAUAUUUAAGUUGUGAACACAAUACAUUUUCUCAACAUAAUUGCACUUUUCCAUUGGCUGAUGUUACACAACCGUAACCAAUCAUUAUCUGAGCACUGGGGGGGCGGGGCUAUCUGGUACCGUGCCAUGACAAUGGCUAUGUUCAUUAUAGGCUACUACCAUACUAUACCUACCAUUGCCGCAGUUUACUUUCUACAUUUGCUAAAAUGUGCAGUAUACAACUCUCAUGCAAAAAUAACCAUUAUUAGUUCAUAAUUUUCAUAAGAUAGCAGACCUGACUUAAAUGCAAUGUGACAACCAUACUACAGUUUGAACUGUGAAAUAAUACUAAAACAUUAUAGAUUAGCAAGAAGUAUACAAUGUAUACAAUGCAUGCAGUAAAAAUUCGUAAAAGAGUUGUAAGGAAGGGAAUACUAGCUUAGUACUUAUAAUAAAUACUGCACAUAUUGGCAAACUGCAGUAAGUUAUCCACUUAGUCCACGUAUACAGCAGAAAUCGUAAUAAUAGUAUGGUAAAAUGCUAUUUUGAACAUAGCCUUUGUUCUUAUGUUUUUAUAACAUAUCUCCAAGUUUUUAAUGGAGACAUACAUUGUUUUUCCAUUACACUAUUAUUAUCAGAGAGCUACAUAUCACUAUCUCCAUUUGCUUUAAAAAGCCAGAGAGUAGAUAGAAAAUUAGUUUGAUGACAGAUUUAACUUUUUAAAACCAGAUUAAAAAAAUGUCAACACUGAAAACUCUGAAAUACUGAAGUCUUGUCUUUGGGAUUAUACAGGGAUUUGUGAUGAAAUGCACUUUGAAAUGCAUCAAGUUACUGCAAAUGAAGCAUUCCAUUUCAGUCAGGUGAAGAUUAUUUUUUAAGUGUUUAAAUGACAAAAAAUUUAACUCUAGAAGACAAAAUAUCUAAUAUAAGAUUAGCAAAAAGUAGUAAUUUACAUGUAUUGCAUUAAUAACAGUGUUGAAUGGAUGAAAGCCAGGAAGAUGAACAGAUUUUUCUCAAGUUAUAGCGAGAAAUAUUUUAAGGCAUGACAUUUGUUUACUCCCUUGUUAAUUUACAAAUGAACCAUAACUGAGCAAAUCAUUCUAAAGAGUAAUUUGUUAAGUGCAAUAGUUUGCGCAGUGGCUAAUAUUCAUUUCACUUUAUUAUUUUCCUACCCAGUUAAAGGGAGAGUUCACCCAAAAAUGAAAUUCUGUCAACAUUUACACAGCAUUAUUUUGUUCCUCACACAAAUAUAUUGUAUUGCUUCAGAAGACCUGCAGUAUAGUGCACAAGUUACCUUUUAAAAAUUCCUUUUUUUGGUUUGGAACAACAUGAUGGUGAGUUAAUGAUGACAUAAUUGUCAUUUUUGUGUCAACUGUCCAUUCAAAGCACGGACUGGUUUAAAGACGAAGCUCUAAUUUUCAACUCACAAACAUUAUGAUGUAUCUGUCGGUUUGUUUAUCCUCUUAAAGGAAAGAGUCACUGUCUAAUGGAGAACGUCUCUCAAUAAGCUCAAUACAGGACAAUCAAUUUCCUUUUAUGUCAUUAACAUAGUAGCGUGACCUUGUGGGGUAGGACUGAAAUAAUCGAAUCCUUAAAGGUGAAGUGUGUAAUUUUUUGACGUUAAGAUAUUCUCUACUAUCCCAGCUUAAUGCGGCUGAUUUUCCCAACAAGUUUAGAUUGUUUGAGUCUGGACUAUAAAACUGGUACAAAAUCCCACGGACUUGCAUUGAACGGGGGACCAGAACACCUUAGCAACACCCUCGUUUAAUGGUGGCGAGAUUUGUACGGGCAAAAUCUAGUUAUUUUUGCAUGUUUGGUGCCAUAUGGUGCAGAAAUUACACACCUCACUUUUAAAGAUGAAAUAUUUUCAUAAACGAAGGGAGAAGAUAAUGUGUUGUCAAAUGAUUGGAAAUACUGAUUUUCUAAGGAUAUAAUUUGGUGGGCAGCAGCAUUGAAACACUGCCUUGGCUUAAGUAAGACAUGGUUUACUUAAAAACGGGAAUGCCUUCAUUUUGUAAUUCAUUUCUGCCAUUGUGUCUAACUCUUAAGAGGUCAAAUUCACACUUUGUUUUGCCUUUUAGGAUUUAUUGUCUGGAUUUUGGUUCAGAUUUGUAGUAUUUACACAGUGCUGGUACAAGAAACCUCAUUCUUUGAUAAAUAUGGGAUAUGAGAUACAAGUGUACAGGUCUAACUAUAGCGGUAUCGAAUGCGGGCAGGAGCCAUCAUGUCAUGUUACCAGUUAGGUUCUCCUCAUUCUGUUUUCAGUAUUUCUUAUGAAUGAUCUAUUAUAAUGUGUAUUUAUUGUGCGUUCCUUAAACGAUAUGUAUUGAAUAAAAAGUUUCUUUGUUAACGUGGUCCUUGUCA
This is a messenger RNA of Myxocyprinus asiaticus (Chinese sucker), 6017 nucleotides long. Its product is annotated as cysteine/serine-rich nuclear protein 3-like. The coding region runs from base 289 to 2172 and encodes 627 amino acids. The transcript has 7 exons. NCBI's taxonomy places the organism in Eukaryota, Metazoa, Chordata, Actinopteri, Cypriniformes, Catostomidae. Gene Ontology annotation, cellular component: nucleus. Gene Ontology annotation, molecular function: DNA-binding transcription factor activity, RNA polymerase II-specific; sequence-specific DNA binding. Gene Ontology annotation, biological process: regulation of transcription by RNA polymerase II. The record is from RefSeq and is a predicted model, not a curated record.